AUGGGGCGAAAAUUAGACGUCACUGGUCUUUGCGGCGUGUUCUGCGAUCGUCAUCAUCAUGUACUCCUCCUCGCGCUUUUGGGCUGCUGCUGCUGCUGCUGCUGCUGUAGCUCUCUGGGCUCUCCCGGGUGUAUACGCUCUUCCCGGGCCGUCGUUGGUGGCUCGCUCCGAGUGCCAGAACGCGUUGACGGAGGCAAAUGUGAGUUCGUAAAGGUGAGACUGUUCGGCUCCCCGUUUGUUGACGCGUGGCUGUUUCAGAGCGUGGUCGAUCGCCUUCUCACGAAUUGGCUGAACUAUACGACUGGCCAGUUUAUGGAUGGGGACUUCUGGGUGGACUGCAACACCUGGGAGGACAUCGAGAACUAUCAGCUUGCGGCGAACAGCGAUGCGUACGCUAAUAUUUCCUCGCUUGGAUACCUCGGGAAGAAUGCCUUGGAUGCGUCUACGAACUGGACAGAGCUGCUUGGUGGCAGCUAUGAUGAUGCACAGUGGGCAAUCUUGUCACUCUGGAGAAUGGCUGACUACGAGUCUGGCCAUGGCCAAGACAAUACGCCUUACCUCAACGCUGCGAGCACUAUUUAUGACCUCGUGUCUGAACAGUGGGAUGACUACUGCGGGGGCGGAGGUAGGCGCCGCCAAAUGAGUCUCGUCCAUUCCCGUGCUGAAUAUUUCUGGCUAGUCAACUCGGGGAUGCAGAACGCGCAGCUGCUCUACAACGAUGGCUUGAGUGAUAAUUGCACCAACAACGGUCAAACAGCGUGGACCUAUAAUCAGGCUGUGGUUGCCUCGGGCCUCGGAGCGCUAUACAAAGCUACUGGGAACGCGACGCUUCUUGAUGUCGCAGAGACGAGUUUGGACGCGACAAUUAUGAGUCUUACAGACGACGGGAUCCUCAAGGAGGCCUGCGACGACGCCGUCGGUGGUAGCACUGAGUGCAGUCAUAAUUCCCAACUGUUCAAGGGUCUGUGGAUGAAGCACUUGUCGUACUACCUCACGUACGCGAAUGACUCGUCGCGCACCGCGAAGUAUGCGCAGUUCAUUACGGCGCAGUAUGAUGCUAUCCUUCAAAACGCGAUGAACGCUCAGUACGACAUUGGUUCGGUUUGGUAUGCACCCAACCAGGGAGGCUCGGUUUUCCAGCCCGAGGCAUCUGCGAGUGGUUUGGAGGGGAUUCUUGCUGAUGCGCAGGUGUGUAUGAUGCAGGCCGUCUAA
Messenger RNA from Coniophora puteana RWD-64-598 SS2, 1212 nucleotides. Its product is annotated as glycoside hydrolase family 76 protein. Bases 1 to 1212 code for a protein of 403 amino acids. Gene Ontology annotation, biological process: carbohydrate metabolic process. NCBI's taxonomy places the organism in Eukaryota, Fungi, Basidiomycota, Agaricomycetes, Boletales, Coniophoraceae. The transcript is spliced from 8 exons. The record is from RefSeq and is a predicted model, not a curated record.